AUGGCACUGACCAAAGAGUUUGCAAUAAUUCAAGGCCCACCUGGUACUGGAAAGACGUUUAUUGGGUUGAAGGUAGGUUUGAAAGUAUUACGAUUGAUGCUCCUUUCAAAUGCACAAAAAGUUGGCAAGGUAGAGAACUGUCUACUUAAAGCAAUGUGCUGGUCUGUCACAUCCUGUAUCACUUUAUUUAUGUCUUGCAGAUUGCCAAUGUUUUGUUGCAUAACAAAAGUAAGUGGGACUUCAGUAGAAGGAGUCGAAGGAAUAUUUUUCCUCGAUUUUUAGGGAAUCAUAUGCAUCCAAUACUGAUUGUCUGUUAUACUAACCAUGCGCUCGAUCAGUUUCUGGAAGGAAUCCAUCAGUUUCAUCCCGAGGGGAUUGUGCGGAUUGGAGGCCGAAGUCAGAGUGAAACUAUGAAGGAGUGCAGUCUGUCAGAGUUGAAACACCGCAUGCGCAAGGUGAGCAGCAGCAGAUAAUUGUUGAAAAUAUUUCGAGCCAUGUUUAUUGCCGGCAAAAUUUACACUGAAGUCGUUUCCAUUUUUCUUUAUCCAUCCAUACAUGGGAUUAGGAGAAAUGUUUCAAGUGAAACUAAUAUCCCCUUUCUUGCAAAUAUUUUCAAAAUGAUACGCAAACCUCUAAAAGACCGAGACGAAGGUUCAAUUAUUUCCCUCGCCGUUCGGGCAAACUGGGCUCAACAUCCCUCUAACAUUUGACCGAGAACGACGAAGAAAAAGUAGUUGAGUCAAACUGCGUUAUCAUAUCGUUUUAAGCUGCGUUAUCAUAUCUCUUAAGAUAUAAACUUAAUGAAUGUAAAAUAUCAUGAAAGAUGGUUCAGUGUGUAGCUGGAUGGUUGGUUACAACUGUUCUCGUCAGUUUUGCUGAAAAUUUUAAGAUAGGGGCUUCAACUGAAGCAAAUAGAUGGUAUUCAAAUUUUAACGUCUGAUUGGUAGUAAGAAAAUAUAGUUUCUAGGGAAUAUUCAUUUUACAUGUGCUUUUAGCCUGUACAUCAUCAUUUUUUUCUUUCGUUUGGUGCCAAUAAAUCCAAGUUUAUCCUUUUGAGAGGUAUGAUCCGAAUUGUAAUGAUUAUUAUUGCGAGUAAAUCUUCGACGCACUCAAUGUACUUAGUUUCACAUUUUGGCGUGAUUAUAAUACUGUUAAUCUUUAACUGCUCUUUGGUUCACAGGCGAAGUUAGUUCCGAAAAGUAUCAGAAAGGAUUUAUUUGAAGCUCAUAAGAAAAUUGAACGCGCUGAAUCAAAACUACAAAAGGCAACCGAUGGCCUACAGAAAUGUCGUAAACAUGUUUUUCACGAGGAAGCCCUUCAUUAUCGUGCCCAGAGCAUGACAGAAGCCCAUUACCGAUCCUUGAAGCAACCUUCUGAGGAAAAUGAUGGUGUAAAACACAGUGCAAUGCUACGCUGGUUAAAGCUCUUGGUUAACUCUGCAAAUCUUAGUCAAGGAGAUGUUUGUGAAAUAGAUGGUAGGUAUAAGUAAACUGUCUUAGAUCUCUUCUGAUUUGAUAGCUUUUAGAUAAAAAGUUAUUUGAUCUAUCGGUAUUCGUGUUCUACGGACAUAGUACACUGUUGGAAGAAUUUUUUUUUGGUUGACAAUUGUCGUUAUUAACUGUCAACUUACAUACAACAGUGCAGUACUAACACUACAAAAAAACACUUACAGUAAUUACGAUACUUACAGUGCUUACCUUACUCACAAUACUAUCCCUACUGCUAUCUAUACUUGUCGAUACCAGGAGUCCAUUACUUAAUGGGCUUCCGUCGAUACUCACAAUAAAGGCCACUUAGAAAAAGAUUUUUCUUUUAAAUUAAUUUACACUACAAAUUAUGUGAUGUUUACACUACUUGCAUUACGAAUUUUAAAUAAAUAUUAGCUUACUCUAUACACUAAACGAUCCUUACACUAGGUGAAGCUGAUACAAUUUAUGAAAUGUAGGCUGCAGCACAUCCCAGACACAAUGCAGAUACUUUAAUUACAUUUCGGAGCUUAAGUUCGUUUACAACGAAAAACGAUAAAGCAGAUUUUGAAUGAACCCAGCACAUGUUCUCUCCGCGCGGUAUCCAAAGAAAAAUAAUGAAAAAAAACAAAUAGAUAAAUAUGAAAAAUAUUAUAAUAGUGGUUCUCAUCUUUUUCUUAAGUCUUAAAGCUUCUUAUUUCCUGAGGCAAUGAGCCAUUCAGUCUUCUGCUUAGCUUCUACUUUGUGGAGAAGCAAAUUAAACUUUGGGACUGGUUUCUUUCUUCUACAAUCCCAUAUACAUAGUUUACCCAGAAUUAUAAGAUAGUUUAGUUGAUCAUUUUUAUUUAAAAUGCCAACCUCAACAGCUAGAUUCUCUUCUUCAUAUGUGAAAUCUUUGCAAAUUAAGGUCAUUUCGCAACAGGAGAUGUAAAGAUCUCGUGAAUCAUAUAUAUAUAUUUGUCGAUACAUAUCAUGUAUAUGUUGCUGUCAUUACGUUACCUUAAAAAUUUCUCGAAUGACGUUGAAAUUCAGUACAUUACGUUAUACCGGCGUUCGAGAAAAACUAACAUAUUGAAAUAGUAAAAUUAAAUCAAUUUUAAAAUUUUUUCGCGCAUAGGUUAAGUCUAGCAGAUAGUUGUAUUUUGAUUUGGAAUCUUUAGAACGUAAUUAAGUCAAGAACCAAUCUAACCUACGCAUGCUAAGGAGAGGGAAGGUGGAGUGGAGUUUUAUGUUAAGGAUGACACGAUUGUCUUCUUUACGACGGUCGCAGUUUACAACUUGGCAAUAAUCAUCAUUUUAUUUAUCUUCUUGAGGCGGGGAAUAUACAGAAGAAGUGGAAGAAAAAGAACAGGAUUACGAUGAAGACGAAGAUAGCGAAGAUGAAGGGGAUGUUUUGUACGAAGCGAAUGUUAUGGAAAACCAAAGAUUGUUAGAUGACGACGACGAAGUUUACCAGUCGAAACCCAUGAGAAAACCUCAGGACCUCCUCCAAGUUGUGAAUCCAUUUAUCGAUCACGGUGAGGAACACGGUGAUGAGUGGCAAAUACAGAACGCGUAUCGUCUGAUGAGGAAACUUAAGAGGAUCAUGCAUUUUGAACUGAGUAAAGACGAUAUCAUGCCUGAGGAGAUGGCGAAAAUGGUUAGUGUUAAGAUCACGGCUUAGUGUAGUUAAAUUCAUAUCAGUUAAUUGACGUACCAGGUAGUGUUUAUGAGAACUACGUGUAACUCUGAUAUAGAAAAUUAGGUUAAGAGCUCUGUCUCUGUCUGCUUUAGGCUGCCAAUUUAUAGCUUGCCUAACAUUUCUUAUCUGGUAAUUAGGAUAUGUUUUGAUAUGUUGAUUUUAGUGAGCAUUUCAGAUCCUUUUUAUCGUCAAACUCUCUUAGACUUAUCUUUUGCCUACAAAACCUAUUCUUACAAAGCGUUUCCAACAUUUUUCUUACGACUCUCAAUUUUUCUUAAUUCCUAAAGUUGGUGGAUGUAAACCAGGUGCCGCGGUUCCAAAAUGCUAACAUUUCAUAUUAUUGCGUUUACAUAGAUAGUUCUGUAUCAAAGUCUUAGUAUCGAAUUUGGAUAGUUACUGCAACCCAGAAGGUUGUAGCGUGCUAAAAGAUGAUCGUUCCUGAUUUAUUAUAAUAACAUUAGUAAGUUUCUGUACUGUAGAUCACAGAUGUUUGGAAUUUGAGCCUGGAAGACCGCUGGAGGUUGUAUCGGCGUUGGGUAAAGGACGUACGAGAGCGUUGCCGCCAAGAGAUGAGGUACUUCCUCUUUGACUUUGAGAGGGGUGUCAACAAACUAAAGCAGCAAACAGGUCAGCUGGACUUGUUCAUUCUUAGGGGGGCAAAUGUCAUCGGAAUGACCACAACAGGUGAGUAUGGUUAAAUAAAACUUAUCUCUUUUAUCAACCUUUACAACAUAACUCAACAUGGUAUGCAUGAUCUGACUGGACUUCGCCACAGGUACGAUCAAUUUUCUUUCUUUUAUCAUUUUUGAAAUACUUAUUUAGGUGCGGCGAAGUACAGCAAACUUCUGGAAGAAUUACAACCCCGAAUAACCAUUGUGGAAGAAGCCGCUGAAGUACUGGAGUCACACAUUCUUACAUCGUUAACUCCCGGAUGCCAGCACUUGAUUCUGAUUGGCGAUCAUCAGCAGCUCCGCCCCAACCCUACAGUUUACGAACUCGCCAAGGAUUACAAUUUGGACGUGUCGCUCUUCGAGAGAAUGGUGAAGAAUGGAAUGCCCUUUGAACGGUUGCUUCUACAGCAUCGGAUGAGACCUGAAAUUUCCAAAAUGUUGGAGCAUAUUUACUUCAAUCCAAAACUGGAAAACCACAAAUCAGUGCUGAAUUUUGAGAACAUUAUGGGUGUGAAUCGUAAUGUGUUUUUUGUGGAUCACGCCGAAAGUGAGGUGAGUGAAGACAGAAAUAUUACAAAUUCUUUAAGUGAUUCUCAGGUUUGCCUUGUAGCCAGGUUGGAGGGGACGAUGUACAUGGUUCCCAGUGAAAGAUUUCGUCUACAAACUUAUAUUCAGAUCUACCUUCUUACUUUAAGAGGGAGAAAUAACUGUGCCGAGUUUCCUUUACGUGACUGAAUAUUUAGUUCAUGGUUUCUACCUUUGCAAUGAAAAUAAAAUUAGAUAUGCUCGACGCUACAGACAGAGAUACUUCGGCUGUGCAAGACCUCAGCGAAGUGUUGUUAGCCGAUAUUGCUUACGGAUAAUGACACUUGUGAAUCGGCCUGAAAGUAAACUGAUGGAAGAAGAGCGGAAGAUAAUUUCCUGUCUUCUCGUAUAACAUUGUAGGUUAAUAAGUCUUAGGACAUAUUAAAAUGAUGUUUUAAUACUUACUUACAAACCAUCUCUCACGUUAACUGAUCUCCAAUAUAAAAGGUAAGAUCGAAAGCACUGAGAUAAAAUGUCUUAUCUGUAAUAUUCCGUGCAACUUUGAACUAUUUUCGUUUGUUAUGGAUCGUACUCUAAUGACGUCACGCUGUGAUAAUUGUCUACUCAAACAAAAGACGGCGGCCAUGUUGGUGUAACAGGCUUGUCAAGAAAUAUACCUUUCCAUAUCUCCAUAUUAUGAAAAGUUAAAACAGAAAAAGUUAAAAAUAGAAAUACAAAAGUUAAAACAGCAAUAAUAAUGAUGAGUAUAAAUUUUUUGUAUUUUAUAAACAACUUUGACUUGCCCUCUAUCUCUACUUUUCUAUGUACCUCUUUCGUCCGACUUAAAAUAAGAUCUGAAAUAGGUAAUAUAGUUGUAAGACUGUUUCUUUCUUUUCAUUACAUGCAGGAUUUUCUGGAAGAAGGAAGGAGUAGGUCAAAUGAACACGAAGCCCAGUUCAUAGCUGCUCUGUGUCGCUACUUCAUUCUCCAAGGCUACGAAGCAGAAAAAAUCACAGUGCUAACGGCUUAUGUUGGGCAAUUGACCCGAUUCAAAAAAGAAAUGGCAAACAAAAUCUUUCGAGGUGUUAGAGUCUGUGCUGUGGAUAACUUCCAGGGAGAGGAAAAUGACAUAAUUUUGCUUUCGCUCGUUCGAAGCAACGAAGAUGGCAAAAUUGGUUUCCUGCAGAUAGAAAACCGAGUUUGUGUAGCGCUGUCUCGAGCGAAGAAAGGUUUUUUCUGUAUUGGUAAUUUCUCCCUACUCGCGAAAAAGAGUUUGUUGUGGAACAAAAUUAUCAACGACAUGAAAGACUCAGGAAAUGUAGGAGAUGCUUUGAUACUCACUUGCCAAAACCAUCCGCAAAACGUGAUCCACGCUUCAGUUGCAGACGACUUCGAGAAAGCACCCGAAGGAGGCUGCACCCUACAAUGUGCCUUUCGACUCCAGUGUGGUCACGUGUGUGAUUUGAUGUGCCACCCCAUAGACCCUGAUCACGAAGAAUAUCGGUGUAAAAAGCCUUGCACCAAAACACUUUGCGAUCUGAAUCACAAGUGCCCUAAGAGAUGCUUCCAAAUAUGCGGGCCUUGUCGGGAACCCUUAGAUAAGAUCCUUCCUGGAUGUGGUCACUUCCAGAAAGUUCCUUGUUACCUCUGCAAUGAUCUCACUCAAGUUGAAUGCCAAACGCCCUGUAAAGUGAUUUUAAAAUGUGGACACGAAUGUGCUGGUAAGUCUGUUAAAAACCAUGGUUACCUAUAGAAGCAAUUCUAAAAGUUUCAAAACGUUUCUGUGCAUAAAGGUGGUUAAUUUGUUUCAGUCAAGUUGAAAUAGGUUUUCAUUUAAUUUGCGGGAGAUGCGUAGGACUUUUUAAACACCCGAUAGCACCGAUAAGGCUUCGAAGUCGUUUUUCACUGUUUUGAAAUGACGAACUUGUUUCAUUGGUUUGCUCUAAGCGACAAGUUUUCGAAUUUAGCGCAAUAGUUUCUUGUAACGGGAAUACAAUUUCUGGGGCUUAAUGUAUCAGGAUGAUUAUGGGUCCUAGAGAGAAUGUAAACAGUUCGGGAUGAUUGGAUAGUGACAAUUACAACUUCACACAUUCACUGUGAACCCGCUGAUUCCUAUUUCUCUAUGUUCACUAAGGUGAUUGCAGUGGUUGUAUAAGCAGUCCAGUCCACAUACCUUGCACAAAUGAUUGUCGCCGAUUACUAUUCUGUGGGUACACAUGCUCUAGGGCGUGCGCCAGGAUCUGUCCACCAUGCACGGUAAAGUGCAGCAACUAUUGCGAACACAACGAAUGCAGUAAGAAGUGCGGGGAUCCUUGCGAUCCAUGUGAAAAGAAAUGCGUUUGGCGAUGCCAACAUUAUGAGUGCACAAGUCAUGCAGCGAGCUUUGUGAUCGCCCUCGUUGCAAUGAACCUUGUACAAAGCCUCUUCCGUUGUGUGAUCAUCCUUGUUUUUAAAUUCUUACCCAAUGUUUUCACAUUCUAUGCAGGUAGUUGCAGUGAUUGUUUACGUGGUCGAGUUCACCAACCUUGUAAGGCAGUGUGUGGCCGCAUACUGUUUUGCGGACAUAACUGCUCUGAACCCUGUACUAAGAAUUGUUCGCCAUGCAAGGAAAAGUGUGGUAACUACUGCAAGCACAGAAACUGCAAGAAGAAAUGUGGCGACCCCUGCGAACCAUGUAACGAGAGGUGUGUUUGGCAGUGCCCUCAUUACAGGUGCAAAAACUUGUGCGGCGAGUUAUGUGAUCGCCCUCGAUGCAACAGGCCAUGUCCAAAGCGCCUUCCAUGCCGUCAUCCUUGCAUUGGUCUCUGUGGGGAACCAUGUCCAAAGAAGUGCCGAAAGUGUCAUAAAGACGAGGUCACAGAAAUCUUUUUCGAUACCAAAUACAAACCAGACGCUCGAUUCGUUGAAUUGGCGGACUGUGGUCACGUGUUCGAAGUGGAAAUGAUGGAUCAGUGGAUGGAUCAGGCCGACUUAACGCAGGGUGGGAAGCCUGUUGAUGUUCAACACAAGCUCUGCCCAAAGUGCGGGGUUCCGAUUCGUACCAGCUUAAGAUAUGGCAACGUUGUCAAGAAGAUCCUAGCGGACUUCGAGAAUAUUAAGGGGAAUACUUCCUCCUUUGAAAUACCUCGAGGUCAAGAAGUAGAGAGUCUGUUAUUUGCACUGCAGGGAAUUAAGGAGUUUCCCGAAGACCGAGAUAGUAUCGAGGUAUUGCUAGGUCAGGCAAAUCAUGCGGCUGAAGCACUCGAUGUGAUAAGGAACCAGAUCAGCCUUUUGUCUUUUCUCCAGACCCUUAAAGCCAACACGCACCGUCAAUUUGAGAGAGAAGACCUUCCGCGGGAGAUGAAGGAGAAAUUCGAUCGUAAAGUGGAACAACUCCGAGUUCGCGUCAUGCAAUUAAACUACCGAACGCUCAAUUCUCAGCAAUUAGAGGAGCUUAAUGAGGAAAUGCAUAGAACGCAGCUUCUUUUUGAUUUUAGAUUGCUGAUAAUGCAACUGGAAAUCAAUGGAGUUGAUCUGAGUAUUAUUGAUGGCUUGAUGAAAGAAGAACUGGACUCAGAAAGGAAGAUUGGUAAGAAUACAGUUAUGUUUACAGUGCAGUAUGAUAAUACGAUUUCGAGCAGUUCUGUGAGAUGAAACAGUUAAGAACAUGCAAGGGUCGAAAGGAGGGGGAAUGGACUGCUACAAUUUUUCUGUAAUGGUCUUUGCUCAACUUUUCUUCUCAAAAUGUAUGAAUAAGCGUAUAUUUCCUUUAGAUAGGAAAAGGUGAGUCAUCGCAAACGGUGACUUGUCUACCAUAAAUUGUCAUGGUAUUGUGAAAAGCGUACUGUUCGCGGUACAUUCGUUCUGUAACGUAAUUAAUCAAGUUUGAAAACGUAAGGGCUUUGUAUUGGCAGAUGAAAAAUGAUGUGUUAGUUAUGAUAGGUCGACCGUUGAGUGGCAACUGUUGGGUAUCUAGGUGUGGCAAAGUAGUGUGCACUCCACCCUUACAAUCGCACCAUCCUUUUGUGAUUUUUCGAAACAAAAUUUUCCAUUAAAAAGAAAAGGUUUUAUAGACAGUUUGCAAUUUAUCAGAUUCGUGCGAAAAUGUGUUGACUAAUGCUAAGGAAAUUUUCAGGCAAAGCAUUUCGAGGUCGAUACACUGCUCGUAUCCAACGUAUAAGACGGGAACACAAACUUCAAGCUUUCAAACUGGCGGUUUUAAGGGACGAACAAAGUGUGAUUGUUAAUUCAAAGUGUCUGGCACAGCCUCGUUGGCACAAGUGUCCAAGAGGUAAGUUUUAUUUAUAAUUAUUUGUUUGGUAAAAGUCAUUGAAUUGUACUGGCCCCGAGAUUAGGAUUUAGACUCUCUUUUUUUACUUAUUUAUACCAAAGUUUUGUGUAUUUUCUUAAGAACCCAUUACUUACUGGAAAGUUAUAACCAGCUCAUCGUCCAAAGUAAUAGCGGCAGGGCGGCAUAGGAGCUGCCUAAGUAAAGAAAAUUAACAAUGGUUUUCAAUCUUUUCUUUAAAAAAUGUCUGAAGGGCUAACUUAACAAUAACACCAGCCUUUUUACAAGUGAAUCUCAUUCAUUUUUGAAAUUAUAUUCUCACUUUGAGGGUCACAUCUACUACAUCACAGAGUGUGGCGUGGGGAUAGACGAAAGUAAAUGCCCGGAUUGUGGAAAGAAUCGUAAGGAACAUCAUGCAGAUGUAACAAUCACAGUGUAAUCAAUAUAGUAACCCUGAUUUGUGGAUGAGGCUCCGCAACUUCAAUUUUUAUACAGCAAAUUCAGAUGUGAGCUGAGCAUGAACCAGAGGGAGCUCUAUUACUAGACCUCCUUAUCGAGGAUCUUUUCAACUCAAAAUAUGGUGUCAAACUAGCUUUUCAAUUGAAGCAUUGCAGCCAUAGUUUCCAGGAAUUAAGAAGAAGUUUUGAAUCGAAACUGUAACCACAGUUGAUUUCUUUGUGAUACCUGGUCACCUGGCCAUAAGGCUAGCUUAAAAAUUCAUUAAUUAUUUUGUAUUGUAGCUAGUGGAUGGUACUUCUAUCAAAGAGUUUCAACUCAGCCUUAGGAGAACUGAAAUUUUUAAGGGGAUUGCCCAGCUCAGUUUCAUAUACAGAGAUUUAACACAAGGUCAUAGUAUGUUUGGGGGGAGGGGGGAUACCCCUUAGUAAAAUCGUUUUAUAGUGGAAAAUUAUUAAUAACAUAGCGGGCGUGCUUGCCUUAUAUAAGUCCUAGUGAGCCGCUGUCAACAAAAUCUUUAUUUACGUACGACCGUGGAAGAAACCAGCGAAGAACUGCCCAAUUUUUCUAUCGACAUGGACCUUUUAGGUCCUGAUCCAACAAGCAACAAAAAUAAAGCCGAAAAAAACUCACAAGUUGCACGUUUCGCAAAUUUGUCAAAACCCUGAUAACUUCGGGUCUUUGACUUUUAAAAAAAAUUUUUAGUGACACUUGAGUUCAUUUGGCUUUGAUUUUCUCCAUUUUCCCCGUAAUUUUUGAGCAUUUCAUUCACAGUUAUCGGUUGACUGGAUCAAAUGCUCCCGCUCAAACCAAAGUAUAAAAUGU
Messenger RNA from Pocillopora meandrina, 9891 nucleotides. Lineage: Eukaryota; Metazoa; Cnidaria; Anthozoa; Scleractinia; Pocilloporidae. The record is from the annotation of a GenBank genome assembly.